UUUGCCCGCUGUGCCUUUUUGCGUCUGGAACCGUUUGCUAGCUCGCUCCAGGGGUGUCUCUUUUUUUGGUUUUCACUGGCUUUUUGGACUGGCCCCGCUCCGUGCUGCGGAGAGGAGCUGCCAACUCGGGACAAGUGUGCGGGGCGGGAGCGGGGCGCAGCCGGUGCCUCCUCGCCCAAGUGAGCCUCGGACUGCUUCCCGGGAAGAGCCGGCUCGCCCAGCGUCCAGCACCUUUGCCACUUCUCCUCCUCCUCUUCCUCCUCCCCCCCCGGCCCUCCCGGCCUCCUCCCUCACCCAAGGAUACUGGGGGCUCCCUCCGGAUGCCGCUCGGCAGGCUCAGUGCUCGCAGGCUGCCUUGCCGGGGGCUCUCCUGAUCUCCGUGGAUCCGCAGCGCUCGCCCCGGUCGUUUUGCUCCCCCCCAUCCCCACACACACGCACCCCCUCCCUCUCUCCCUUUCCCCCCCUCCCCCCCUCCCCCCCCUCUUUUUUCACUCCUGGUGGCCUUGUCGGGUGUGUUUUUUGCCUGUUGGAAAAGUCCCUGCUGCCCAGGAUGGGGGUCGGUGGGUGCUUAGCCCUGCCCUGGAGGUGCCUGGUCGUCCUCUGUCUCAGGCUGCUCUUCCUUGUGCCCGCAGGAGUGCCCGUGCGCAGCGGAGAUGCCACCUUCCCCAAAGCGAUGGACAACGUGACUGUGCGGCAAGGGGAGAGUGCCACGCUCAGGUGCUCCGUGGAUAACCGAGUCACCCGAGUGGCCUGGCUGAACCGCAGCAGCAUCCUCUAUGCUGGCAAUGACAAGUGGUGCUUGGACCCUCGGGUGGUGCUCCUGGCCAACACCAAAACCCAGUACAGCAUCCAGAUCCAGGAUGUGGACGUGUACGAUGAGGGCCCCUACACCUGCUCCGUGCAGACAGACAAUCACCCCAAGACAUCACGUGUCCAUCUCAUCGUGCAAGUGUCUCCGAAAAUUAUCGAGAUCUCUUCUGACAUCUCCAUCAACGAGGGUGGCAAUGUCAGCCUCACCUGCAUAGCCACGGGCAGGCCAGAUCCAACAAUCACCUGGAGACACAUCUCACCCAAAGCCGUGGGCUUCAUCAGUGAGGACGAGUACCUGGAGAUCACGGGCAUCACGCGAGAGCAGUCGGGCGAGUACGAGUGCAGCGCUUCCAACGACGUGGCAGCGCCCGUCGUCCAGCGAGUCAAAGUCACCGUCAACUACCCACCAUACAUCUCGGAUGCCAAGAGCACUGGGGUGCCUGUGGGGCAGAAGGGCAUUCUGCUCUGUGAAGCCUCUGCUGUCCCCUCCGCCGACUUCCAGUGGUACAAAGAUGACAAGAGGCUGGCUGAAGGACAGAAAGGCCUGAAAGUGGAGAACAAAGCCUUCUUCUCCAAACUGACCUUCUUCAACGUCUCCGAGCAGGACUAUGGCAACUACACCUGCGUAGCCUCCAACCAGCUAGGAAACACCAAUGCCAGCAUGAUCCUCUACGAGGAGACAGCUACUGCCCUGACACCCUGGAAAGGCCCCGGUGCAGUGCACGACGGGAACAACGGCGCGUGGCGGCGAGGCAGCUGUGCCUGGCUGCUGGUCCUGCCGCUCGCCCAGCUCGCCCACCAGUUUUGACACCAGAGCAGCGGAGCAGCGGCGGCGGCGGCGGCGACGACCACAGCCAGCGAGUGCAAGCAGAGAGGAGAGGUUGAUGAUGAAGAAGUGUUCACCGUUUCCGAAAAAUAAUCAUAAGAAUUGAGAGAGUAUCCGGCCAGGCCACCUGGGGGAGGGGGAGAGAGGAAAAACACGCAAAAAAAAAAAAAAAAGCAAUGGGAAUUUGCAAAGGAGAGAAAAAAAAAUAAUCCAAGGCUUCCUGCUGCAAAUGCAACGCAACUGAGUCUUUUUCUUUGCCCCCCCACCCCCUCCCUCUUAUUUUUUUCUUUUCUCUUUUUUUCUUUUUGUUUCCCACCCCUUUUUCCCCCAUUUUCACCAUUCUCUGCCACAGGCCAGCGCGGAGCAUGGGAGGGGCCAUCGGGGCACUCUGCCUCCCCCACCCCCCUUUGCUGCCCCCACCACCCAGUCCCUCCCACAAGGGACCCCUCUGUCCAAUGUGCCAGUUUUCUUCUUCGCCGAGAUUUCCCCAUCUUUUCAUGGACUGUGCCGCCAUUUGUGUUCCAGAAUAUAUAUAUAUAUAUAUCCACAUAUACAUAUAUAUAUAUAUAUAUAUAUAUAUGUAUAGAUAUAUAGAUCUUCAACAGUUUCUACACCACCACGAAUGGAAAGGGAGGAAGGAGACCGGCAUCGAGCCACGUGUUCAUCGUACCACCCGCGGACAUCGUGAAUGAUAAGGGAUUCUGAGUCAUGGUUAAUUUUAUUAAUUAUAUUUUCUGAUACAAGCCUAGAACUCUUUAGUUCCGACAAAACAGAAAUGCAAAAAAGAGAAAGAAAAAAAAAAAAAAAGAAAAAAAAAAGGAAAAAAAAAAAAAACCACAAAAGAAAAAACAUCCAGAAUGGAGAGGGGGAGCAAGCGGAGAGAAGUUGGUUUGUCGAGCGCUGCGCAGCCCAGGAGGCGACUGGCUGAGGAGGUUUGCGAGCCCGGCGAGUUGGCAUGGAGGAGGAGAAGGAGGAAGAGGAGAAGGAGAAGGAGGAAGAGGAGAAGGAGGAGGAGGAAUAGAAGGAGGAGUGUCGCGCCAAAACCCCCCAAAACCGGCCCAAAAAGUGGUCAUCCGAACAGUUCCCGCCGAGGACAUGGGCGACACUUGCCACGCGUCAAGGCGGAGGGAGACGCAGAAUCUUUUUAUGGGAUAUAUAUAUACAGUAUAUAUAAAUAUACAUAUAUAUAUAUAUAAUUUUUUUCUGUUAGCGUUCUAGCCACGGUUCCCAGCAGGGUCCUUCCGCUGCCAUUACUGCAUGCUGUAUAUGGAGUUAGGUGUGUAUCCACGAGGCCCCAGCACCCCUCGCCUUUCCACCCUCGGGCCGCCAGGGACGAGGAGCCACGGGGGACCGGGGCCCAUCUCCAUCGCCCUUUGCGGUGGAAUAAAGCGAACCGAGGGAGAUCUA
This is a messenger RNA of Apus apus (common swift), 3043 nucleotides long. RefSeq names its product neurotrimin (gene NTM). NCBI's taxonomy places the organism in Eukaryota, Metazoa, Chordata, Aves, Apodiformes, Apodidae. Bases 551 to 1618 code for a protein of 355 amino acids. Gene Ontology annotation, cellular component: neuron projection. The transcript has 8 exons. The record is from RefSeq and is a predicted model, not a curated record.